GUAGUACGUACGAACAUAUUUCGCUAAAAAACAAUGUUAUAUAAAACGCUUUUCAUUAUUUGUAUAAUUCUACCCAUUAUACGCGCAAAAAUAAGCAUUAAUAUAAAUAACGGUAAUGGAACAGAUAUAGGAGUGGAAUAUUCUGGAUAUGACAUUCACGUUAUUAACAAUGAGGAUAUUAAGUUAUUCAACAUCAACCAGUUAUAUUUGAAAGAAGCAGUACGUAGAUAUUAUAAAGUGAGACCUCAAAGUGUGUAUUUAAAGAGUCCAACACCAUGGAACGAUCUGUAUAAGAGCAAUGAUUGGGAACAAGUGUCGAGAAUUGUAUCUGUCAAAUCGGCUACGUUAAAGUUAAAUAAUAGACAAAAUACAGUGGUAUUAUCACAUGAUUUUGAAAACUAUUCGAAUUCUACUAUCAAAGUUAAUACAGCCUUAAGUCAAUCCGUUGAAAAUUCUAUUUCAACCAGCUGGUCAAUCAGCAAAGAGUGGUCAGUAUCACAACAAUUUGAGUAUGACGUUAAUGUGAUCUUCGCAAAAAUUGCUGGUACUACCGGUUUUACAUGGACUUCGAAUUGGGGUAAAAAUGAAGAAAAAUCUGAGACCUUCACAAUUGGAGCAACCAGUUCGGUAGAAACCGAGUUGAAGCCUGGACAGGCUGUGACUGCAGUUUUGACAGGAAACAGAAGAAUAUUGGAGAUUGAAGUCGUGUAUGCGGCAACACUGAGAGGGAAUUUAGCGGUGAAUUUCAAAAAAUCGUUUAGGGGUCAUCAUUUUUAUGGCCCCUCAAUUGUAAGUGUAUUGAAUACGGCCGGAAUGGAUACGGAGAAAUUAAUAACUGAGAAUAUUAAAGUCGGUGUUUAUAUUGAUCAUUCACUUAAAGUUUUCGAUAAGGCAACAGGAUUACCCCUGUAAAAUAGUUGAACGUUUUGAGUGCAUUUGAUUUAGGUAGAUUUUAAGUGGUAGAGAAAAGUUCUCCUUUGAAU
Pieris rapae (cabbage white) is the source of this 983-nucleotide messenger RNA. Its product is annotated as spherulin-2A-like. NCBI's taxonomy places the organism in Eukaryota, Metazoa, Arthropoda, Insecta, Lepidoptera, Pieridae. The record is from RefSeq and is a predicted model, not a curated record. The transcript has a single exon. Bases 34 to 912 code for a protein of 292 amino acids.